Oryza sativa Japonica Group (Japanese rice) is the source of this 1736-nucleotide messenger RNA. RefSeq names its product probable aspartyl aminopeptidase. Lineage: Eukaryota; Viridiplantae; Streptophyta; Magnoliopsida; Poales; Poaceae. The record is from RefSeq and is a predicted model, not a curated record. Gene Ontology annotation, molecular function: aminopeptidase activity; zinc ion binding. Gene Ontology annotation, biological process: proteolysis.
CUUUUGCUCAGGCUCGGGUUCGGCUCUCGAAACCUCGAGCUGCUCGCUGAGCCUCGACCUUUUUUUUUGACAGCCCUACACCGAUCCCUGCAUACCAAAGUCGGCGGCUACACCUGACUCAUCGAUCCACUACUGCCGCCGCCGCCCAUGGCCUCCGCCGCCGUCGCCGUCGCCCCCGUCGUCUCCGACCUCGUCGACUUCCUCAACGCCUCCCCCACCGCCUUCCACGCCGUCGAUGAGGCGAAGCGGCGGCUGAAGGCGGCGGGGUUCUCGCAGCUGUCGGAGCGGGAGGAGUGGGCGGGGCUCCAGCCCGGCCGCAAGUACUUCUUCACGCGCAACCACUCCACCAUCGUCGCCUUCGCCAUCGGCGCCAAGUAUGCUGCCGGCAAUGGGUUUCACAUAAUCGGUGCGCAUACUGACAGUCCAUCCCUGAAGCUCAAGCCUGUCUCCAAGGUAACAAAGGGAGGUUAUCUUGAGGUUGGGGUCCAAACUUAUGGAGGUGGCUUGUGGUACACAUGGUUCGACCGUGAUCUUACUGUUGCUGGUAGGGUGAUUGUAAGGGAGAAGAAGGAUGGUGCAGUGUCGUAUGCGCAUAAGCUUGUAAGAGUGCAAGAGCCAGUCAUGAGAAUCCCCACUUUGGCUAUUCACCUUGACAGGAAUAUCUCCUCAGAAGGUCUCAAGAUUAACAACCAGAAUCAUCUUGUCCCUGUGCUGGCCACAUCUGUUAAGAAUGAAAUGCAGAAAUUAGUGGCAGAAAAUGGUUCAGAGUCAUCUGAGAGUAAGAACACCAAGCAUCAUCCACUAUUAUUGCAGUUGAUUGCUAAAGAAGCGAACUGCAAGCCUGAUGAGAUAUGUGACUUUGAGCUGCAGUUGUGCGAUACCCAGCCAAGUACUGUAGCAGGUGCCAUGAAAGAAUUCAUCUUUUCAGGAAGGCUUGACAAUCUUUGCAUGUCAUUUUGUUCGUUGAAGGCCCUAAUAGAAUCGACUUCUUCUGAAGAAUCUCUUGCGCAUGAAUCUGGUGUGAGAAUGGUGGCUCUAUUUGACCAUGAGGAGGUUGGAUCUGAUUCGGCUCAGGGAGCUGGUUCUCCUGCCAUGUUAGAUGCUUUGUCAAGAAUCACAGGGUCUUUUAACUCUUCAAAUUCGAGGUUGCUAGAAAAGGCUAUUCAAAGAAGCUUUCUAGUAUCUGCAGAUAUGGCACAUGCCUUACACCCCAAUUAUAUGGACAAGCAUGAGGAGAACCACCAGCCUAAAUUGCAUGGAGGACUCGUGAUUAAACACAAUGCUAACCAACGAUAUGCUACAAAUGCUGUGACAGCAUUUAUUUUUCGGGAAAUUGCUGAGAGGCACCAUCUACCUAUACAGGAUUUUGUUGUUCGGAACGACAUGGGUUGUGGUUCAACCAUCGGCCCAAUACUAGCUAGUGGUGUUGGUAUUCGUACUGUGGAUAUUGGAGCACCACAAUUGUCGAUGCACAGCAUCAGGGAAAUGUGUGCUGUCGAUGACAUCAAGCACUCGUACGAACACUUCAAGGCAUAUUUCGAAGAGUUCACUGAAUUGGACAGCAAAGUUAAAGUAGAUUGCUAAGAUGAAGUAGUGACCAUACUGGAUCAGCCGACUGGUGGUGUUGCUUUGACAUAUCCUGUACUGUUGCAAAAUAAAUGAACAAUAAAUUGGGUUACAUUAUCUCGUCACAGGAAUCUCAUGGAGAAUAUAUUUUCUGGCUGUGAUUUUUAUCU